AUGCAACAGGCAUUACCGUGCAGUGGCGAGAGGAAGGAGUUGCUGACUGUGUUUCCACAGGAUAAGCCUUCAAAGCUUCCCGUCAUCUCAUUCAAGCAGUAUGUGGAGUCGUGGACAGGAAAGCAAAUCGCCCGCUGGAUUGAAGGUCUCGGCGACGCUAUGAAUCCGUACCUUGGAGCGAUCAGAGACAAUAUAAGGAGCGGGAAACUUCUGCAUCUGGUAGACGACGAGAUGCUGAUCGAUAUUGGAAUCACGGCUCUCGGUCCAAGAAAAACCGUUCUUCAGGCUCUGCAUCUCUUACUUUGCUUCCCAUUGACUAGGGUUUACGCUGUGUCCGUUCUGAACAGCAUCUUUCUCUCGAUAUCUGUCCUGGUCGAAAAUGUAAAGAAGCUUGUGCUUUGGUUGGACAGAAGCCCAUUUGAUGACCUCAAACAUUACAUUGAAAUACGGAAUCGGAUCUCGCUCACUAUCUGGCAGUUGGUGCGUAGUGUUAAUGUUCAGCCGAAAUCAUUGUUCAACGAUGCGUCAGAAAUUAUCCAGAUAACUAAUGAUCUCCAGCAACAGUGUGAAAAUAUUGUACAGAAUAACGACGAUCCAGUGGUGUUGUACACUGCAUACAUCGAAAGUGCUCUUCUGCGAAGACGUGACGUGAACACGAAUUGGCAUGCCUUCUACUCUAUUAAGGGUAUUAAUUUGCAAUCGUCUUUUCGUGGUGUCCACAUUAUAAGCGAGGUGAAAUUAGGAUCUCCGGCUGACCUCUGCGGUAGAAUUGAUGCUGGAGACGAAAUAAUACUAAUAAAUGGUAAGACGGUCCUCGGAUGGGAUCUCACAAAAGUUGCGCAGCGUCUUGGAUCUUCCGCAGACACGGAGCUGCAUCUGGUUGUCAACAAAAGACCCCGUCAUUCCGUUCCUCUUCCUUUCAAGAAAUCUCUUAAGCCGAAUCGGCCAUUGGCUAAAAUGAUUCCUGGUAGCCAAGCUGCAAAUACAGCUGAAAGAGAAAAGAGAGUGUUCAAGGAAGUAACAUAUCCACUGAAUCGCCGUCGCUCUUCAACAUUCGUAGCAGAAUUACUCAAUUUAAUGAAGAGGAAGGGAAGAAGACAGUUGUACUUUAGCGUCCCUGGUCCUGAUAUUCAUGAAGGUUCUAUUGCGAUUCCGCAAAUUGUUCGUCGCGCACGUACAAUGCGACAUCAGCCGGAUGGUUAUGUGAGGUCUUUCAUCGAUAACAAACUUGUCCAGGAGAUAGAGGAUGACGUCAUUGCGGAGCAAUUGCCAUUUAAUUACACUAAUAGUGUGCCGUUGGUUCCAGGUCCAACUGAAUUUGCUGAGGUGUCCAUAGUUGAACCAGCGGAAUUGUGUCGUUUAAAUAUUACGGUACCUAGUUGCUCUGAUCCUGAGUGGUGUGCGCCGUAUGAGGAAAGAUCACUGCAGAGGUUUCGCGCACCUGCAGGUGAUUCUAAUCUGUCAGGACUUAUACUUGACUCACCGAGAUGCGCUCCUGCUACAAGUGGAGAAGAUCUGUGGGUGUUGCCUAGUCCAACAUCUGUCACACCCACGUCUUCAGUUUCUAGCCCAACUCAGUACCGCCUGACAGUCUCAGGUGAUUGGAAUAAUGAGGAUACACCUCCAACACCAAGCACCCCAGAAAUGAAAGCAGCCGAGAAGACCUUCGAAGGUUGGGUCAGAAGAAGCACUGGUAUUUACAAGUUGUUCCUCGUUUUUAGAAAAACCGCAAACGAAUUGUUGGUAAACGAAGUUACUAAUAAGUGGCCAAGGUGUUGGAUGUGUUUGCGUGGACCUUAUCUCAAUAUCUAUCCAACUCAGUUUACUCGUCGUGCCGAUUUGACAAUUAAUGUUGCCAAGUGCAUUGUAUCUGACGCAACUGAACUAAAAACAUCGAAGAAGUUUGUUUUUCGAUUGUCGAAACCUCCAAUGGAGCAGCAUUUCUCCUGCUAUAAUCAGAACGACAUGAGAAUAAGUGUACGUAGCUCGAUUUCAGCUAUCUCAUACCUGGAUGGUGACCAAGGAGAUGCUCCGUUUGAUCAUUACAAUACGCUGACCAGAUUGUCAUUGUCGAUGUCUCAAAGUCAAGUUAGUGUUUGCUUUAUACUAUAA
Angiostrongylus costaricensis is the source of this 2112-nucleotide messenger RNA. NCBI's taxonomy places the organism in Eukaryota, Metazoa, Nematoda, Chromadorea, Rhabditida, Metastrongylidae. The record is from the annotation of a GenBank genome assembly.